Funneliformis caledonium is the source of this 825-nucleotide messenger RNA. Lineage: Eukaryota; Fungi; Glomeromycota; Glomeromycetes; Glomerales; Glomeraceae. The record is from the annotation of a GenBank genome assembly.
AUGAAUUCAAAUAACAAAAGUCAUGAGAUAUCCAUUAAUAUAAAUGAUAUAAAUCAUUAUGGAAGACAAAAGUUAUUGGUAGCAGUAGCUCCCAAUGGUAAAUAUGUCAUCACGUAUAACAGAGAAGAUCAUUCAUUUGAAGGAUGGAUUGUCAGCACGGAAGAUCUUAAAUGGAUUUCACUUAAACGAGACCCUGAAGUGACUGUUUGUAAAUUACCUUAUGAUGAAAUAUUAAAUGAAAUCAAAAAAGACGAGAAGCAAGAUUUAAGAUUAUAUCACACAACUGAUGACAAUAAACAAUCCGUCAAGGGAUCAAAGAUUUUUAAUGAUGACAAUAUUGAGAAUGGUAUCAUUCUAUUUGAGUAUAAUUCAGAAUCGAGGAGUGCAAUUGGAUUCGUCGAUGGUAGAAUCUCAAAUGAUGAUUUUAUUGUUGGUUGGAAUACUUACUUGAAUCAACCCUCCGAAAGUCAACGCAAUGAUACUUUGGCUUUUCCUGAUGUGGAAAAUAUUAAAACUUUAAAAAACAAGAAACUUUCAAUUCACGAGCUACCCUCAGAUACAAGUGAAGAAUUAUGUUCGACAGAAUUAAAAGAAUUGGAAGGUUUGGACCAAAUUGUUCGUUAUUGGAGAAUUCUUGAUAAUAAUGAAUUAGCAUUACAUCAAACUAUGUGUAAUGAUUUUAGACCGGAAUUUCGAUGCAUAACAAUAUACAAAUAUGAUAAAAGUAUUAAAAUUAAGUAUUUCUACUUUAAUGACAAUGAAAACUUUAAUGCUGAAAAUUUUGAAUCUGGAUUACCAAUGAUGGAUGUUGAAGCUUUUUUUUGA